GGAUCCGCUCCCUCCUGCUAGCCCAUACCCUGCAUUUCCUGCAGCAGAAGCAUGCGCCAAGAGAUGGAGAGCAAAGUCCUGCUCCUGGUGGCCCUGGGAGUGUGGCUUCAGAGUUUGACUGCCUUCCACAGAGGGGUGGCCGCAGCAGUCGAGGGAAGAGAUUUUGCAAACAUUGAAAGUAAAUUUGCCCUAAGGACCCCUGAAGACACAGCUGAGGACACUUGUCACCUCAUUCCUGGAGUAGCAGAAUCUGAGUCUGACUGCCACUUCAAGCACAGCAGCAAGACCUUUGUGGUGAUCUAUGGCUGGACCGUGACAGGAAUGUGUGAGAGUUGGGUGCCCAAACUUGUGACCACCCUGUGCAAGAGAGAACCUGACUCCAAUGUCAUUGUAGUGGACUGGCUAUAUCGGGCCCAGCAACAUUAUCCAGUGUCUGCUGGCUACACCAAGCUGGUGGGAAACGAUGUGGCCAGGUUCAUCAACUGGAUGGAGGAAGAAUUUAACUACCCCCUGGACAAUGUCCACCUGUUGGGGUAUAGCCUCGGAGCCCAUGCUGCUGGGGUGGCAGGAAGUCUGACCAACAAGAAGGUUAACAGAAUCACUGGCUCGGAUCCAGCCAGGCCUAACUUUGAGUAUGCAGAGGCCCCCAGUCGCCUUUCUCCUGAUGAUGCAGAUUUCGUGGAUGUCUUACACACAUUCACCAGAGGGUCACCUGGCUAAAGUAUUGGGAUCCAGAA
Peromyscus californicus insignis is the source of this 737-nucleotide messenger RNA. Its product is annotated as lipoprotein lipase-like. Gene Ontology annotation, biological process: lipid metabolic process. The transcript has a single exon. Bases 52 to 720 code for a protein of 222 amino acids. Lineage: Eukaryota; Metazoa; Chordata; Mammalia; Rodentia; Cricetidae. The record is from RefSeq and is a predicted model, not a curated record. Gene Ontology annotation, molecular function: lipoprotein lipase activity; apolipoprotein binding.